AUGUCUCUCAACCGUCUCUCCCAGCUCUUCAAGUCUUCCCGCCCGUCCGUCGACACCCAAUCCCGUCGACAGUCGGUCGAGAGCGACUUCUCGGCAGCCUCGCCUGUGUCUUAUCUCUCUUUCCCUGGGCUCGUUCCCACCGCGCCCCAGAGCGGCUCGUCGCGCACAGACAGCUCGCUCUCCUCCGUCGACUCCGACUACGCGGAGAUGCUCGACGACGACAACAUGGCGUGGGGCAAGCCCGCGCGCGGCAAGAAGAGUCCCAAGAACGCGCGCCGAUAG
This is a messenger RNA of Epithele typhae, 282 nucleotides long. RefSeq lists its product as uncharacterized. The transcript has 4 exons. NCBI's taxonomy places the organism in Eukaryota, Fungi, Basidiomycota, Agaricomycetes, Polyporales, Epitheliaceae. The coding region runs from base 1 to 282 and encodes 93 amino acids. The record is from RefSeq and is a predicted model, not a curated record.